ACUAUUAUUUUUAUUAUUUCAGUCACUAUUAUUUUAGAUUAUGAUUGAAAUUUUCAUAGAUUUCCUAUGUUCCCCACAGUAAAUAAAUCCCACAAUUAUAUCAACAUACUUCAAUUCUCACACAGUACUAAAUUUAGAUCAAUUCAAUUUUCAUUUUAAACAACAAUUUAACCAAAGUUAAAUUGAAAGAAGAAAAAAAAAAAAAUUACCCACAAACCUUAUCUUCAAAAUAAUCUACAAUAGUAAAUCCUAGAUCUUAUAUUAUCCCACCACCCCAAUGAUCCACCACGCGUUACCUGUCUCCAUAUUUGUGUCUGUAUCCGUUGUUGUUAUUAUUGUUAUUAUAUAAAAAUGCACGAAUAGAAUCGUGACAUAUUAUAUAUACAUAGCUAGAAUGGUGGGUUAGUUCAUUCGAUCGAUGCUAGUAGUAAUAGUAGUAGUAGUAAUAGCCGCAAAGUAGAACAAAAUUUAAAGAAAAAGUGAUAAAUUGUGGAUGAUGAGAUCCUCAAGUGGAGGAAGUAGUAGUACUAAUACAAGUUGUCAAGAUUGUGGAAACAAAGCAAAGAGAGAUUGUGAACAUAUGAGAUGCAGAACUUGUUGUAAGAGUAGAGGUUUUCAAUGUGCAACUCAUGUUAAAAGCACUUGGGUUCCGGUUGCUCGAAGGCGUCAAAAACAACAACAACAGCAACAACAUCAUCAACAACACGGCCGCCUCGCCUCGUCGAAUACUAUGGAUCAUUAUAAUCAAUACCUUCCUUUACCUCUUUCUCUUUCAAACAUUCAUCAUCAUAGCCCUACUUCAGCUGGGCUAGAAGGGGGGAAUUUUCCGGCAGAAGUGAAUUCCUCGGCGACUUUUCGAUGCAUUCGGGUUAGCUCAGAGGAUAAUGUGGUGGAUCAAUAUGCUUAUCAAACCUCAAUUACAAUAGGAGGGCAUGUUUUCAAAGGGGUACUCAAUGAUCAAGGCCCCACCACCGCAAGACGCGGUGGUGAGGCCUCAUCGAUCGCCACAAGCGAUCAUCUCCCGUUCAAUAUCACGGGUACCGCCACCUCCAUGGCGGGUGGUGCUAAUAUAUACCACCCUCCAUCCCUAUAUUCUGCUCCUAGCUUCAAUGCUUUCUUGCCUGGUAUGCAGUUCUUCCCCCAUCCAAGGCCUAAUUAAUUAAUUAAAUUAGUGUAAUUAAAAUUAAAAUUAGUCAAUCUUGUUUUUUUUUUGUUAAAUUGAUUUUUCUCCUCUUGCCAAAUAAUUAAUAACAAUUAAUCUUAUUAUAUUAUGUUAAUGUUGUCUUUAAGCUGGAGCAUAUAAGACAAUUUAAGGACAGAUGAGAGACAUUACCCAAUUUGUUAAUAAUUCCAAUGGCCAAAUUAUUUGAUCUUGUCUCUCUAAUGUCUUAAACUUUAUUAAUUUUCAAUUCUAUUUAAUAAAAAUGUUAGUUCUCUUUUGUUGGGGAUCUGUUGUAUAUUAUGUAUGUUUAUGUUUUAAUUAAUAUGUCCUUUGAUUAUAAUAUAUGAUCUUGUUAGCUUUGUUGAUAGAUUUUGCAGUGUUUGUCUUAAGUUGUUUAAUUUAAUUAAGGGUGCUUUUCUUUCUUGUGAUGAGCUCAAUGUCAAUCUUUAAUUUGCUAAUGAAUUGAUUAUGCUUUGUUAAUCUUCUCCUAAGCAUACUUUUUGCCCCUUCUUAUCUGUUUCGUUGGCGGGAUUAGAAUAAUGCAAUUGUAGUUUAAAAUAAUUAGUACAUACAUAAUUGUAUAAUUAGAUUUAGGCUUAGAUUAAUGGCUUUUGUUUAUUUGUCCUUCAUGCAUGCAUUUCCACCUGAUCAUAUUGGUAAAGCAAGCAUCAUUUCGAAGAACCUCUUCUUUUCAUACACAUGUAAGAGAACAAUAAUCGUGCUUAAUUAACUAGUACGAUUUCAUUUCUUAAUAAGACUUAGGAUAUAGAGGUCUUCCUAGAAGCUAAGCUAAGGUUAUGUUUAAUUUGUUCAACUAAGGAUUUUCGAGGGUAUGUCGUAGUGAGUUGUGAUUAUUAUUGAGAUUUGGAGUGAUUUGUGUUUGCAAUUUGCUCAACUAGGAUAGAACUUGAUAUGAUUAAGAAAUAAAAGUGCUUAGUUAGCUAUAUAAUAUAAGGAAGUUUUAGCUAAAAUAGUCAAAUGCGAAUGUACAUAUAUAGUUAAUAAAUUUAGAUUAGUUUUCUUUCCUGAUUGGCUAAUUUAUUAGAAGUACUAGCUAGUGUAAUCAAUAAUAAUCAUGUAUAGGCUCACAAGUUCAGCUUUUUGUACAAAAGAAAGAAUACUACUUUUAGAAUUAGACUUGUACAAGUACAAGGUAAGAUUCAAUCCCUCCUCCAUAACUUCACCUAACAUCGGAGAGAUAUUCUUCUCUAAUGCUAUGUUACUCAGACUCGACUACAAAUAUUAUACAUGGUCAUGUUUAAGUCUAUUUUAUGAAGAUGCUUAGGUUACUAAGAGGCUGUCUUAUAGUGUGGUUUCUGAAAUGCCUCCAUUUUAGAAUCCAUGCUUAUGGUUUAUUGCAUAAUGCAUCUGUUAUUUAACUAACUACUUAUCUAUAUAUCAUACUAGAGAUCAAAAUCAUCAAUUUUCUAAGUUGUUUCUUUUAUGUUAGUGUGUCUGAAUCUGCCUUUCUCUUGAUGCACAUCUAGCACCUAGAAUUUAGUUCACACUUCUUUGUCAUGACUUGAAUUACGCUAUCAAUGUGACUAUUAGGGGCUGUAUAUUAUAAAGGGAGAUCGGUAAUAUGAAACCUAUCAUGUUGCAAGUCUCUAAUAGUGUGAAGGGAUGUCUCACAUAUUUUUGGCCAUAUUUGAAAUAGCUCAAACAUGACAAGAUGAGUAUUGUUUUAUGUCCCCCCAACUAAGUCCUUAAUUUCUUUUAUGUUAGGCAACUUUCAUGAAACCGGGCCAUAAUAUAACUUUAUUUAAACUACAUAUGCUGAAAGUUAGCAAGGAAUAAUUGCAUUUCUUUUAGGUAUCACCCUUAAAGUUUUGGACAUAUUUUUGUGACUUAGUUAAAAUUCUCAAAAAUAAGCAAGAAUAAGUGGGCAUCUUGUAACUUUGUUGGGUAGUACAAAGACUUUUUAAAAUAAACCCUAGAUUAAGCAUUCUCUUUCAAUAAAGAGACUUUACAUUACACUAAAUUAUGAAAAUAAAAAGAUUGAUACCCUUAAGUGACACAAAAUACCUUUAAAGGAAUAUAUCCUUUGUACUUAAGAUUGAAAAAAUUCUUGCGUGCAUUUUCAAAUAUCGACUCACCUAAUUAAUAUUAUUAAUCUUAUGCUUACCUUAGUGACCUUUACUUGUUGAUUAAAGUUUACAAAUCCCUUUUCCUUAUUAGGAAAAAGGUUGUGGGAUUGAUUGAAGUACGUCGUUAUUAGUUUAAUUAGAUUAUGGCGAUUGUGGACAUGAUUAAGCUUUAAUUUCCUAAUUAGUUGUUAAUUAUAGAUGAUGAUGUUUCAUGAUGCAUUUAAAGCACCUGAUCUUAGCAAAACAAUGUGCUUAAUGCUUUCUUAAAAGGAGGAUAUCACUAACUCAAUGAGUUGUACUAUGUCUUUUGAUAGAUACAUUCUCUUUUUCUUGCAUUUCCACCAUACUAAAGACUAAAGAGCCUUCUUGGAGCUUUCUCUUAAAAAGAUGUGCAUUAAUGUAAACUCAUAACUUUAGUUGACAUUUUCUUAAUCUUUGAUUAAUUACUCAUCUUAUGGAAUGUGGAAUAAAUGUAUAAUUGCUUUUGUUUUUAAUGUUUGUUCUAGAAAUUUUACACCAAAGUGUAGAAUUGAGGCUCAUGUCGAAAAAUGAUUCGUUAUUUCAUGCAAUGUAUUGAUGCAUUACUUUGUUGCUUCUAUUCUAGGCUUUUAUUCAAGAUUUUGAGUGUUAAUUAAUAAAAACUCAUGUGUCUUUUGGAUUGUACUUAAUUUUAUAUAUACUUGUAGGAACUUAAUUUGGAAAAAUCGGUUUUCCGACCUAAUAAAUAAUAUGAUAUAAUUGUUUACUUAGCUAGCUAAUAACCAAUGUUGUUAAGUUGUAGCGAACCACUUAAAAAGUUAUGGUUUCACCAUACCACUUAUUAAAUUUUAUAAAAUAUCAACGUCUUAUGCUUACACCUUAUACAUUUGUGUUAUUUUUUUUCAUGAUAUACUACCUCCGUUUCAUAUUAUUUGCAACGAUUUGACAUAAAAUAGAGAGGGAAAAUGUCUAAACGUUGCAAAUAAUAUGAAACAGAGAUAAUAUGUUUUAGUACGUAUUAUUUUUUUAAAAGUAUUUUAUGUGUUGGCUAAGUGAAAUAUGCUGUAAAUAAAUCUGUAUUAUGUUGAUAUGCCACUUUCUUAUGCUCUUUUUUUUUUUAAAAAAAAAAGAAAGAAAAAAAAAAGUGCUUAUUUUGGUGUUAAGCCGCAAACUAGGGAGAAAAGGCAAAGAAACCUAUUUAUGAACACUACAACUCUACAGUACUGCAUCAAUUUUUCAGAUUUUGACGAUGAAUGAUGAUGUUACCGGACAUUAAGUUGCAUACUGUUUGUUCAUUGGCUCAAACAUUUUGAAUGUCAUUCAUAGGAAUAUUGAUUUAUUGGGUAUUAUCUACUGAUUUAGUAGUUAAAAUUUUGUGUCAUUCUAUUACACUUUGUU
This is a messenger RNA of Chenopodium quinoa (quinoa), 4626 nucleotides long. RefSeq names its product protein SHI RELATED SEQUENCE 1-like. The coding region runs from base 494 to 1159 and encodes 221 amino acids. Lineage: Eukaryota; Viridiplantae; Streptophyta; Magnoliopsida; Caryophyllales; Amaranthaceae. Gene Ontology annotation, molecular function: DNA binding; DNA-binding transcription factor activity. The transcript is spliced from 2 exons. Gene Ontology annotation, cellular component: nucleus. The record is from RefSeq and is a predicted model, not a curated record. Gene Ontology annotation, biological process: positive regulation of DNA-templated transcription.